GUCUCACGUGGCGGCGGUCCUUCGGGCUACUUCGGGGCUGAUCCCUUCAGGGAGCAGGGUCGGACCUGAGACACCCCAAGACAGGCAGCCCAGGAGGAAGCGCUGUGCUCACCACACCUGGGUUCCAUGGCUUCAGGAGCACUUAAGGAUCCUACACAGGGCCAAGUGACCUUCCAGGACGUGGCCGUGUACUUCUCCUGGGAGGAGUGGGCUCUUCUUGACGAGGCGCAGAAACUGCUGUACUUUGAUGUGAUGCUGGAGAACUUCGCCCUGGUGUCCUCCCUAGGUUAUUUGCAUGGAGUGGAAGAAGAGAAGGCACCUUUUGAGCAGAAUGUUCCUAUAGAAGACAUAUCACAGAUCUUAAUGACCUUCAAGUACUUGGCCUUGACCCUCACUUGGGAGGAGUGGGAGCAACUGGACCUGACCCAGAGGACCAUGUAUCGGGAAGUAAUGCUGGAGACCUACAGGCUUCUGGUCUCACUGGAUGCACCGAUCUCUUGGAUCCUCAUUUCUUCUAUCAUUGGAGAUCUGUCACCUGGGAUCACUUUACAACAUCCCGAAAUAAAAAGUCCUUAAAUAAGAAUUUCGUUAUCUGCAGGUUAAAUUUACAUAAAAAUUCUCAUUUUUGACCUGAAGUAGUUU
Molecule: messenger RNA, 642 nt
Organism: Talpa occidentalis (Iberian mole)
Lineage: Eukaryota; Metazoa; Chordata; Mammalia; Eulipotyphla; Talpidae
Product: zinc finger protein 560-like
Exons: 6
Coding region: 127-576 (149 amino acids)
Biological process (GO): regulation of DNA-templated transcription
Source: RefSeq, a predicted model, not a curated record